AUGACAUCCUCCCAGCUGUCUUCUGAGCUAUCGGUCACUGGCUGCAUCACUCCAAGCUCCACAGAAGAUGAGUCAACAUAUUCUUCAGACAUGUCCUUUGUGGGUUUAUCUCAUCCUGCCUCCGACACGGGGACCACAGAUAUGCCCAGUCUGGCACGAUCUUCUGGCCUAACUCAGGCUUUGCAAAGAAGAGCUAUAGCUCAGCCUGAAGAUGGUACUGAAAUACCCAGCUGGAACUCUGCUCCAUCGAGAAACCUUAGCCUUUCAAUGACGGUGUCAGGACAACACCGGGACUGUUUCGGCCCUUUGUUUACUGACUCAGGGAAGAUUGCCCAGAGUCUUGGAUAUGUGGAGAAUCAUAGGACACGUUCUGCUUAUGAGGACUACCAAAAGUCUGCAUCCAGCGCUAUUGGAAAUUUGAAGAUUGCUGAAGUUGAUUCCGGCGGUCAUUUUAUAAAGAUCCUGAACUGUGCCCCUGAAAAGGAGGAAAGCAUUGGGAAUUACCUGUUGAAGCAGGACGUCCAAGGCCAAGCAGUGGCUGUAUUUCGCUUUCCCCCCGAGACCAGGAUGGGGCCCAACUCCACCGUGACAGUUUGGGCCACAGAUGCUACAGUGCUUCACAAACCUCCCUCAGAUUUUCUUUGGAAGGACCUGGAGAGAUUUAGGACAAGCCUUGACUGUGCCACCAUUCUCUGUGAGCCUGAUGGUCAAGUGAGCGCUCUGAGCAAAAUCACUAUAUUUCCUUAACCAGACAGCUCUAUCAUUGGACUGCCUUCAGAGAUUGAGGAUCAUUCUGCUAAAGACCUGUAGAAUCAAGCACAAGCAAUCCAAACACAGCAAAGCUGUGAUGUUAAUUACUAGGAUCUGAAGGACCGAAGAAAAACAGCAGAUUGACAACACCACUUGUUGAAUGAAAAGCUAACAUCCUCACAGCAAUUGAAGCAGGGGCUCCACAAGCGUGAAUUGCCAGCCCACUGUCCCCCUCCACUGUUUCAGCCAUGAAAGAUCCAGCUACGCCCAGGGCUAUUCAGCCUAUGGCUGCCCAUUAGUAACUGCCAUCAGCUUGGCAACUGUGUUAAAUAUUUUUAGGCAAACUUCUGUUGACUUGGGGAUGAGAAAGAGCUCAAGAUCAUUUUUUUACCCUAUGGUUGUCCAGUGGCAACUAUGGUUUUGGUAAUUUUUAGCUAGAUAAACUUGAACUAGUGACAAUAGCCUGGGAUUUUCACAAACGGUAAAUUAUACAGCUUCCCCAAGGUAGUGUAAUUUACACCUUACAAAUGAUUAAGUGAAUGUUGACUUUUGGUCUCAUCUUUUCAUGUUUACUCCUCUUCUAGCUCAGUUUGUCCAUACUUGCUAUUUCACCAGUGCCAGGGAAUCAGAGGCUGAAAGAGAACUUGAGGCGUCAUUACCUCUGCCAGGAUUGCUCCUGGCUGUGGCUUGCCUAGGUAGUUCUGGAAGACCUUCAGUAACAGAGACUCCACCAUGUCCCCAGGCAAUCUGCAUGAGCGCCUCACUCUCUGUAUGCUUAGAAAGGCUUUCCUAGUGCCUAAACUGCACUUCUUCUGCCUCCAUGUUAGUCCUUUCCUUCUUGUCCUAUCCACUGUGGACAUGGAGAAUAUUUUUCUUCCUUCAGCAGUCUUUAACAUACUUGCAGAAUUGUCAUGUCCUCUUUUGUCUCCUUCUCUGUCUGGUUUACUUAAUUGGAGUAGUGGAAUUUCAAGGCUUUUAGAUGAUGAAUCUACCCUAAAUAUAUUUAAAGACUGAAAAUGGAUUUUAAAGACCAAAGAAAAAAAUCUG
Phalacrocorax carbo (great cormorant) is the source of this 1797-nucleotide messenger RNA. NCBI's taxonomy places the organism in Eukaryota, Metazoa, Chordata, Aves, Suliformes, Phalacrocoracidae. The record is from RefSeq and is a predicted model, not a curated record.